Molecule: messenger RNA, 1780 nt
Organism: Seriola dumerili (greater amberjack)
Lineage: Eukaryota; Metazoa; Chordata; Actinopteri; Carangiformes; Carangidae
Product: fibrous sheath CABYR-binding protein-like
Exons: 7
Coding region: 1-1497 (498 amino acids)
Biological process (GO): proton motive force-driven ATP synthesis
Molecular function (GO): proton transmembrane transporter activity
Source: RefSeq, a predicted model, not a curated record
AUGUGUUACAUAAAAGGUGAUGAAGUGGGACUGAGCCAUUACUGUGCUGCUGUGAGCUGUUUCCACACCACUGACCAACGGAGGGGAGCACACACUCAACAGAUUCAUUCAUCUCAAGGCAGGCUGAACAGAAAGAUGGCGGCUUCCCUGCUGAGGAUAGGACGACUGGGCUGUGUCAAGUGUUUGCAUUCUGAGAGUUGGAGUAUUCUCAGCAGAGCACCUGCAGCUGCAGCCUUUAGCACAAAAUCCGGGGGCAACAAGAAGUCAUCUAAAAAGAACAGCUCAGACAAAAACAAGGCUAAAACGUACUUCGAUAUAGAGAAACUUGUCCAGCACAAGGCCUUUGAGUUGCCCAAGAAAGAGGUUUCUCCAGUGGCCGUCGCUGCAGCAGCAGCAGCUUCUGCAGCUCAACCACCCGCAGAGCCAACACCCUCUGCUCCUGCACCUGAGACUGUGGCAACUACCCCUGUGAUAGAGGCCACCGCCCCAGUUGUGGAGCCCUCUCCCACUGCUGAAGUUAUUUCCGACCUAGCCUCAGCAGCUGAAGCCAAAGCUGUUGUUGAAGCACCUCCCACUGUCGAAGCAGUUUCUGAAUCUGCCCCAGCAGCAGAAGCUGCACCUGCUGAAGCUGCACCUACUGAAGCUGCACCUGCUGAAGCUGCACCUGCUGCAGAGGCUGCACCUACUGAAGCUGCACCUGUUGUUGAAGCUGCCGCUGAAGCUGCACCUGUUGUUGAAGCCACACCUGUUGUUGAAGCUGCCGCUGAAGCCGCACCUGUUGUUGAAGCUGCCGCUGAAGCCGCACCUGUUGUUGAAGCCGCACCUGUUGUUGAAGCUGCCGCUGAAGCCGCACCUGUUGCUGAAGCCGCACCUGUUGUUGAAGCUGAAGCUGCUGCAGAGGCAACUGCAGCUCCUGUUGACACUGUGGUCGCAGAGGCUGUAGCUGAAGCCCCUGCUGUUGCAGCAGCACCAGCCCCAGAACCUGCUACAGCAGAACCUCUUGACGAAGUGGCUCCUGAAGCCCCUGCUGUUGAAGCAGCACCAGUUGGAGAAACAACCCCUGAAGUUGUCCCUGCUGAAGCGGCACCUGUAGACGUGGCCCCAGAGUGUAUGGCUGAAGCUGCUGCUGCUGACGUGGCUGCAGAGACUGCAGCUAAAGUUUCUUCCCCUGUGGAGAGCGCCGAGGAGCUGGUGGACCACGCUCCAGUCGUAGCUGAAGCUGCAGGAGAGGAGCUGCAGGCAGAGGCUCCAGCUGAACCAGUUGAACCAUCUGAGGCUCCUAUGGACCCCAUUCAGAAGCUCUUCCUGGACUCCAUACGAGAAUACUCCACAAAAAGCCAGGCUGCUGGGGGGCUGGUCGAUGCAGGCUCAGAGUAUGAGAAGGCUUUGGCAGAGGAAAUAGCAAAGCUUCAGAGACUCUAUGGUGGAGGAGACCUCACAUCUUUCCCAGAGUUCAAAUUCACAGAGCCCAAGUUUGAUGAGGUCUCCCAGAAGUGAAGAACAGCACUUUGUAAUGACUCUUUUUCUACUGUUGCCGUCUUCCUAUCCAUCUGUGCUCCAUAGUGGAACUUUACAGUGUGCUUCCUGUGACUGUCACAACACACCCCGGCCUCCUGCGCUCUGUGUGACAAUAGUGCUGCUUCAAUAGAUAUUUCAUAGGAAAGCUAAAGCGUUAGCUGUACAUAUUCAGCAGACACAGUGAACGUAGUGCUGUGACAUGAGCUUUGUGCAGAUUGAUCCAUGGCUGUGAAGAGAAACAAUAAAUCCUAGUUCAUAUGUG